AUGUUUUAUCAUUUUUUCUUAUUUGUUUUCUCUUUUUUUUUUCAUUUUUUAUUUCGUUUUUUUUUCUCGUUCGUUUUUUCUUUUUUUCACAUUUGUCUUUUUCGUUUUCAUUGUUUUCUCGGUUUUUCUUAUUCUUAUUUGUUUUCACGUUUUUUUUUUCAUCUAGUUUUUUCUCGUUCUUUUUCUCGUUUUCCUCAUUUGCCUUUUACCUUUUUUUCUUGCUACUUUUCUCAUUUUUUUUUCUCAUAUUUCGCAUUUUCUUUUAUUUUUUUAAAUUUUUUUUUCUUAGUUUUCUCGUUUUACGACCAUUAUUGUUUUCUUUUUCGCACUGAUUUUACCGUUUUUUCUUUACCUUUUCCCUUUUUUGCUCUUUCUUUCUCGAUUUUUUCUUAUUUUCUCGUUUUACCUCCUUCCAUUUUUCCUUUUCCUGUUUUUUUUCAUUUUUUCCUCAUUUGUUUUUUUUCUCUUAUCUUUCUAGUUUUUAUUUGCCUUUCCGUUUUUUUCUCGCUUCAUUUUCGUCUCUUUUCUCGUUUUUCUAUGUUUUUUUUUCUUAUUUUUCUUUCUGACAUUCUCGUGUUUUUCUCAUUUAUUUUCCCGUUUAUCCAGGUUUGUUUCUCCGUUUUUCUUAACGAUGUUCCAGAAAGUUUAACAUAA
Acanthosepion pharaonis is the source of this 654-nucleotide messenger RNA. NCBI's taxonomy places the organism in Eukaryota, Metazoa, Mollusca, Cephalopoda, Sepiida, Sepiidae. The record is from the annotation of a GenBank genome assembly.